AUGCGACUUUCUUCACGUAACAAUCACAGCCAAAACAAAAGUCAAAAUAACCCAUUUUCCCACCAGAAAGCCGACUUUCAAAUGAGGCGCCAUCGAUCGGCCGCCAUUAGCCGCUCGGCGGCCGAUUUGAGCUGUUCGAGGCGCGCGCAGAACGAGUCGUUCCCUCGAGCCGUCCACAUCAUGCGCCCGAUUCGAGCGAGACUUUGCGGUUUUGGACUUUGCCUCUUUCUCGUCUUCCGUCUUCUCGAAUGCCAGUCGCCAGCCCUUCAGCCGGGCCUCGAAGCGGAUCAGUCCGAUUGCCAGCCGCAGUGUCGAAUAGCGGCCGAGGAGUGCUCGCGAUACCUCAUUCAUCAUAGGCCCUGUUGUCGGCCGUUGCGAUGCCAACUGAGGCCGGAAAGCGCGUACAACGGAGUCUGCGUGAACUGCAUUGAAGCGGAGAACUUCUGCACGAACAGCCUGGAGUGUUGCAAGGGUCUAAAGUGUAUGUACAACUUUUGCCUUGACCCCGGCUAA
Molecule: messenger RNA, 513 nt
Organism: Protopolystoma xenopodis
Lineage: Eukaryota; Metazoa; Platyhelminthes; Monogenea; Polystomatidea; Polystomatidae
Source: the annotation of a GenBank genome assembly